This is a messenger RNA of Eremothecium gossypii ATCC 10895, 1728 nucleotides long. RefSeq names its product signal recognition particle subunit SRP68 (gene SRP68). Gene Ontology annotation, cellular component: signal recognition particle, endoplasmic reticulum targeting. The record is from RefSeq and is marked provisional. The transcript has a single exon. Gene Ontology annotation, biological process: SRP-dependent cotranslational protein targeting to membrane. NCBI's taxonomy places the organism in Eukaryota, Fungi, Ascomycota, Saccharomycetes, Saccharomycetales, Saccharomycetaceae. The coding region runs from base 1 to 1728 and encodes 575 amino acids. Gene Ontology annotation, molecular function: 7S RNA binding; endoplasmic reticulum signal sequence receptor activity; signal recognition particle binding.
AUGGUUACAGCUGUCAAGUAUUCGCCCUUGCGCGCCACGUACGGCGUGCGGAGUGACCAGUAUCUGGAGGACUACGACGAUUACCGGCACUACCAUGGGAAGUUGAACGCAAAACUGAUGAGUCUGCGGCGCCGACUCCAGCUCACCACCAGAGACACGCGGAGAUACUCGGCAAAAGAGAAAUACUCGAAGGUAGGGGCUGCAGAAUACCAGCGGAACCGUCUACAUGGGCUGGCGAUGCUGCUGCAUGCGGAGCGGGACAUUGCGUAUGCGGAGACGCUGAAGCUACGGGCGCGGGAGCGUGGCUGGCUGAAGAAGUCCGAGCGGCGGCUGCUCACGACGAGGCUGAAGAAGGCGUGGCGCACGGCGGGGAAGCUGCUGGAGAUGACGGCGGACGAAGGGCGGUGGGUCGUUCGGGCUGAGCUGCUGGUCUACGAAAAGCUGGCGCGUGUAGAGUACCUGGUACACGGGAAGCAUAGCCGCAGAAAGGACUCAGACCGGAUCGCACAGGAACUGGCACUUUCAGUGGCUGCUCUGGAGUACCUGUGUACAGAGGGCGAAGUUGCAGCGGAGACAGUCGCGACGAUAAACGGCCGUUUUGACUACAUGCUGAGACAGCAUGCGCAAUGCUUUUCAUCCGCAGAGCUACAGGCCUUCACAGCGAAGGUAGUUAAUACACGCAAAGACGACCCGCUUCUUGUGCUGUUGCUAGCCCAUGGGUACGAGCUACCCGUCGAGGGUGCUGCGGCUGCAGACGGCGGGCUGCAGACAGAGGUGAAGUGGAGAUCCUAUAACGCGCAAAUACACGAGCCCAACGUGGCGCGCUUGUUGAACGAAAUCAAAACCCAGGAUGCGACCCAAGUUUCAGAGCACGACGACCCCGUACUGAAGUGGAACGCGGCAAUUGAUGCCCAGAGGCAGUCAAUGGAGCGCAGACAGGAGGAAGGUGUGCACUAUGAGGGAGAGGACGACCAGAUAUUGCUCACAUACCUCCAAUUCAACUACUUGUGCGCGACGAUGGGCCGCGAUGUUGCGCUGUUGCAACCUCUGUGGGUCGAAUGGCAAGAAGGCCGCAGGACCGCUCGCUUCACGAAGUACAAGCAGCUGAACCACGUCAUCAACAACAUAAUCACCCAUGCAGAGGAGGCUAUGGGUCUACCCGGUGUCUACUCAGACGAUGAGCUCACUGCAUAUCUGAAGCUUGUCAAGGUGUUUUACCGUGCGCAGCUUGUAGGCCGCGGGCUCGCUCCCCUUUACCAAGAGGAAGGCAAGCAUCAGGAGGCACUGGCUCUAUAUGCCGGUUCUAUGCAGAAUCUGAGAACUGCCAUGUCCGCUAUGCCCCGCGACACCGCUUUCGAUCCGUUCAACAUCCUAGAUAAUGUUUCAGAGCUCCAGAAGGCACUCGAAUCUAGUUGCCGAAGCGUCGCAGCGUUGGCAGAAUACACUGGUAACUCUUCGCGGCCCGCCCAACAGUAUGAAUUGUCUUUGCUGGAGAAGAUGAAUACUAAUACCUUCAUCGACUACGCAAACAUUUACACGGGGAACUUGUUCCCGCUACGUCCGCGGGUGAUGCCGGUCAGCGCCAAACCUACUUUAUUCGAUCUAGCCUUCAACUAUAUUGGAUGCGAAUCUUCCGCUGUGCCGCCCGAACAGACUUCGGCUGCGGUCACUCCGGCUGCAGAGACCGAACAACCGCGGAAAAGAGGCAUCUUUGGGAUCUUCCGUUAA